CUUUUGGAGAGGUCAAGUGAGUCCAAGCAUACUUAUGCAUCACCUUCUAAAGGCUCACGUGCUAGAGUGCGCAAAACUCCUUCUACCCCAAGGUCAAGAUUGAUCUACACAUUUCCAGGGAGAAGAGAGCUAGUCUUCCACCAAUUCCCCGACCAAACCCGAGUUCUUGGAAGGGAAAGCAAAUAUGGGUGA
Molecule: messenger RNA, 192 nt
Organism: Ilex paraguariensis (yerba mate)
Lineage: Eukaryota; Viridiplantae; Streptophyta; Magnoliopsida; Aquifoliales; Aquifoliaceae
Source: the annotation of a GenBank genome assembly